This is a messenger RNA of Neomonachus schauinslandi (Hawaiian monk seal), 8964 nucleotides long. RefSeq names its product lysine acetyltransferase 6A (gene KAT6A). Gene Ontology annotation, molecular function: histone acetyltransferase activity; DNA binding. The record is from RefSeq and is a predicted model, not a curated record. The coding region runs from base 310 to 6234 and encodes 1974 amino acids. NCBI's taxonomy places the organism in Eukaryota, Metazoa, Chordata, Mammalia, Carnivora, Phocidae. The transcript has 17 exons. Gene Ontology annotation, biological process: nucleosome assembly; regulation of DNA-templated transcription. Gene Ontology annotation, cellular component: MOZ/MORF histone acetyltransferase complex; nucleosome.
GCAUAAGAUGCACAUUUUUCUGCUGGGAAGGAGAUGUUCUUGAGUUACAACUUUAUGAAGAGACCCAUGUGUGGUGCUAUUGAGAAGUUUAUUGGGAAAUUUAAAGACAUUUCAAAUAACAGGUUGUUUUGGUUUCUAAAGUAAAAGUGAGGAGGCACUCUGUGAAGGGAGAAAGGACUCAGGCCAGAAAACUUGUAUGCUAUGGUUAACUGGUUCCCAGCCUCCGAGAAUGUUGUUUUCCAUGGUGUAAAACUUACUCAGCAUCAGGAUAAGGGAUAACGACUCUAUGGAUAUACAGAAUCCUUCACCAUGGUAAAACUCGCUAACCCGCUGUAUACGGAGUGGAUUUUGGAGGCCAUCAAAAAAGUGAAGAAGCAAAAACAGCGUCCUUCAGAAGAAAGGAUAUGCAAUGCAGUGUCUUCAUCCCAUGGCUUGGAUCGGAAAACUGUUUUAGAACAAUUGGAGUUGAGUGUUAAAGAUGGAACAAUUUUAAAAGUCUCCAAUAAAGGACUCAAUUCCUAUAAAGAUCCUGAUAAUCCUGGGCGAAUAGCACUUCCUAAACCCCGAAACCAUGGAAAAUUGGAUAAUAAACAAAAUGUAGAUUGGAAUAAACUGAUCAAGCGGGCAGUUGAGGGCUUGGCAGAGUCCAGUGGCUCGACUUUGAAAAGCAUUGAACGUUUUUUGAAAGGUCAGAAGGAUGUGUCUGCAUUAUUUGGAGGCGGUGCUGCCUCUGGCUUUCACCAGCAAUUACGAUUGGCUAUUAAACGAGCCGUUGGCCACGGCAGACUCCUUAAAGAUGGACCUCUUUAUCGGCUCAACACUAAAGCAACCAGUGUGGAUGGGAAAGAGAGUUGUGAGUCUCUUUCCUCUUUACCUCCAGUGUCACUCCUUCCACAUGAAAAGGAUAAGCCCGUUGCUGAACCAAUCCCCAUCUGUAGUUUCUGUCUUGGUACAAAAGAACAAAACCGAGAAAAGAAGCCAGAGGAACUCAUCUCCUGUGCCGACUGUGGUAACAGUGGUCAUCCAUCCUGUUUAAAGUUUUCCCCUGAACUAACGGUUAGAGUGAAGGCCUUACGGUGGCAGUGCAUUGAGUGUAAAACAUGCAGCUCCUGUCGAGAUCAAGGCAAAAAUGCAGAUAACAUGCUCUUUUGUGAUUCUUGUGACCGAGGUUUUCACAUGGAGUGUUGUGAUCCGCCACUCACCCGGAUGCCAAAAGGCAUGUGGAUAUGUCAAAUAUGUCGACCUAGGAAAAAAGGACGGAAACUUCUACAGAAGAAGGCAGCACAGAUAAAACGGCGCUAUGCUAACCCAAUUGGACGUCCGAAAAACAGGUUAAAGAAACAAAACACGGUAUCAAAAGGUCCCUUCAGCAAAGUUCGAACUGGUCCGGGAAGGGGCCGGAAACGUAAAAUCACCCUUUCCAGCCAAUCAGCAUCGUCAUCAGAAGAAGGAUAUUUAGAGCGAAUAGAUGGCUUGGACUUCUGCAGAGAUAGCAGUGUCCCCUUGAAAUUCAACAAGAAAACCAAAGGGCUCAUUGAUGGCCUUACCAAAUUCUUCACCCCUUCCCCCGAUGGGCGGAAACCUCGAGGGGAAGUGGUAGACUACUCUGAGCAAUAUAGAAUCAGGAAAAAGGGCAACAGAAAAUCGAGCACUUCAGAUUGGCCCACAGACAAUCAGGAUGGCUGGGAUGGCAAACAAGAAAGUGAGGAACGGCUUUUUGGGAGCCAGGAAAUCAUGACUGAGAAAGAUAUGGAAUUAUUUCGUGAUAUCCAAGAACAAGCACUGCAGAAAGUUGGAGUGACUGGUCCCCCUGAUCCACAAGUCCGCUGUCCCUCUGUCAUUGAGUUUGGGAAGUAUGAAAUUCACACCUGGUACUCCUCCCCAUAUCCUCAAGAAUACUCAAGGCUGCCUAAAUUGUAUCUUUGUGAAUUCUGUCUAAAAUAUAUGAAAAGUAGAACUAUUCUCCAGCAGCACAUGAAGAAAUGUGGUUGGUUCCAUCCUCCUGCCAAUGAGAUUUACAGAAAAAAUAAUAUUUCUGUCUUUGAGGUUGAUGGGAAUGUGAGUACCAUUUAUUGUCAGAACCUGUGUCUCUUGGCAAAGUUGUUUCUUGACCACAAAACACUCUAUUAUGACGUGGAGCCAUUUCUUUUUUAUGUACUAACACAGAAUGAUGUCAAGGGCUGCCACCUUGUUGGCUACUUUUCUAAAGAAAAGCACUGCCAACAGAAGUACAACGUUUCCUGUAUAAUGAUUCUUCCCCAAUACCAGCGUAAGGGCUAUGGCAGGUUUCUCAUCGAUUUCAGUUAUUUGUUAUCAAAGCGUGAAGGCCAAGCAGGGUCUCCAGAGAAACCAUUAUCCGAUCUAGGUCGUCUUUCCUACAUGGCUUACUGGAAAAGUGUAAUAUUGGAGUGCCUUUAUCACCAAAAUGACAAGCAAAUCAGCAUUAAGAAGUUAAGCAAGUUGACUGGAAUCUGCCCUCAAGACAUUACUUCCACACUCCACCACCUACGAAUGCUGGACUUCCGCAGUGACCAAUUUGUGAUAAUCCGCCGGGAAAAACUUAUCCAGGAUCACAUGGCAAAGCUUCAACUGAAUUUGCGACCUGUAGAUGUAGAUCCAGAAUGUUUGCGCUGGACUCCUGUCAUAGUCUCCAAUUCUGUUGUCUCAGAGGAGGAAGAAGAGGAGGCUGAGGAAGGCGAAAACGAAGAGCCGCAGUGCCAGGAAAGAGAAUUAGAGAUGAGUGUGGGAAAGUCUGCAUCUCGGGAAAACAAAGAACAAGAUUCUUACUCCUCAUUAGAAAGUGAAAAGAAACCAGAAGUUACGGCACCAGCCAGUUCUACGCGUCUGCACAAACAAGUCCUUUCCUGUGAUAGUCUUCCUGCAAAUAACCAGCCAUCCCGGAGAGGCCGCUGGGGGAGGAAGAACAGAAAAACCCAGGAACGUUUUGGUGAUAAAGAUUCUAAACUGCUCUUGGAAGAGACUUCAGCUCCUCAGGAACAAUAUGGAGAAUGUGAGGAAAAAUCAGAAACCUCCCAAGAACAAUACGCUGAAAGUGAGGAGCAGUUGGCAGCCUCUCAGGAGCAGCCAAGCCAGGAUGGGAAGCCAGACAUCCCCAAAAGAAGACUAAGUGAGGGGGUUGAGCUCUGGCGAGGACAGCUGAAGAAGAGCCCCGAGGCACUGAAGUGUAGAUUACCAGAAGGCACUGAUAGACUGCCCCGUCGCUAUAGUGAUGGUGACAGGGCUCUCCUCAGAGGCUUCAGUGAGAGUAGUGAGGAGGAAGAAGAGCCAGAAAGUCCUCGGUCCAGCUCCCCACCAGUUCUUACAAAGCCCACAUUGAAGAGAAAAAAACCAAUUCUUCACCGAAGGAGGAGAGUUCGAAAGCGCAAACACCACAAUAGCAGUGUGGUCACAGAAACUAUUUCUGAGACUACAGAGGUGUUAGAUGAACCUUUUGAAGACUCUGACUCCGAGAGGCCAAUGCCAAGAUUAGAACCCACGUUUGAGAUUGAUGAAGAGGAAGAGGAAGAGGAUGAAAGUGAACUCUUCUCUAGAGGGUACUUCCAUCGCCUCUCCUCACAGGAUGUGCUCAGGUGUCGAUCCUCUUCUAAGAGGAAAUCUAAAGAUGAAGAGGACGAUGAAGAGUCAGAUGAUGCUGAUGACACUCCUGUCCUAAAGCCAGUAUCUCUCUUGAGAAAAUGUGAUGUGAAGGAUUCUCAACUUGAGCCAGAUACAUCCACACCUAUGAAAAAGAAGAAGGGAUGGCCCAAAGGCAAAAGCCGCAAACCAAUCCACUGGAAGAAAAGACCUGGUCGCAAACCAGGAUUUAAGUUGAAUCGGGAAAUCAUACCCGUUUCUACUCAAGAAUGCGUUGUUGAGCCCAUUGUCCCCAUUCCUAAAGCGGGACGUAAAGCCAAACUUCAGGAGAACGAAGAAACUGUUGAACCAAAAGAAGACUUGCCUUUAACUGAAGAAAGGAAGGAAGAGGAGGAGAUGCACGUGGAAGCAGAAGAGGUUGAAGAGGGAGAAGAAGAAGACACAACCAGCAGUGAAGUUAGAGCAGCAUCUCCAGUGGAUAGCAACAGUCCCGAGACAGAAACGAAAGAACCCGAGAUAGAAGAGGAGGAGGAGAAGCCCCGUGUCUUAGAAGAGCAGAGGCAAUCAGAAGAGGAGCAACAAGAACUAGAAGAACAGGAGCAAGAGGAAGAGGAUGAAGUGGCUAUAGAGACAAACCAGAAUGAAGACCAUGAUGCAGAUGAUGAAGAUGAUGGUCAUCUGGAAUCUACCAAGAAAAAAGAGCUAGAGGAGCAGCUCGUUGGAGAAGAUGUCAAGGAGGAGCCCGGUGGUCAGGAGUCUUUUUUAGAUACUAAUAUGCAGAGCAGUAGGGAGAAUAUAAAGGAUAAAGAGGAAAUGGAACCAGAUUCUGAAGAGGAACAGACUUCGCAUGAAACGUCCAUGGUAUCAGAGCAUAUGCCGGGGUCUGAGGAUGAUCAUGAAGAAGAUUCAAACUCUAAGGAAGAAUUAAUUGAGCUGAAAGAGGAAGAAGAGAUUCCUCAUAGUGAACUGGAUCUGGAAACCGUGCAAGCAGUGCAGUCUUUGACUCAAGAGGAAAGUAACGAGCACGAGGGAGCCUACCAGGACUGUGAAGAAACUCUGGCAGCGUGUCAGACCCUGCAGAGUUACACCCAGGCUGAUGAAGACCCUCAGAUGUCAAUGGUUGAAGACUGCCAUGCUUCGGAACAUAAUAGUCCAAUAUCUUCUGUUCAGUCUCAUCCCAGCCAGUCGGUCCGUUCAGUCAGUAGUCCCACCGUGCCUGCCCUCGAAAGUGGUUACACCCAGAUUAGCCCGGAGCAAGGAUCCCUGUCCGCACCCUCUAUGCAGAACAUGGAGACCAGCCCCAUGAUGGAUGUGCCUUCCGUAUCAGACCACUCUCAGCAGGUGGUGGACAGUGGCUUCAGUGACCUGGGCAGCAUCGAGAGCACCACAGAGAACUACGAGAACCCCAGCAGUUACGAUUCUACAAUGGGCGGCAGCAUCUGUGGGAACAGCUCUUCGCAGAGCAGCUGCUCCUAUGGCGGCCUGUCAUCCUCCAGCAGCCUCACCCAGAACAGCUGUGUUGUCACUCAGCAAAUGGCCGGCAUGGGCAACAGCUGCAGCAUGCUGCCGCAGAACGGCGUGCAGCCUGCCGCGGCCAACUGCAGCAUCAAGUCACCUCAGAGUUGUGUGGUGGAGAGGCCUCCGAGUAACCAGCAGCAGCCGCCGCCGCCGCCGCCGCCGCAGCAGCCGCCGCCGCGUGACUUGCUUCUGCAGCAGCAGCAGCCCCCGCUGUCGCAGUGCAGCAUGAACAACAGUUUCACUCCAGCGCCCAUGAUCAUGGAGAUCCCGGAAUCGGGCGGCACUGGGAACAUAAGUAUUUAUGAGAGGAUUCCAGGGGACUUCGGUGCCGGCAGCUACUCGCAGCCGUCGGCCACCUUCAGCUUAGCCAAGUUGCAGCAGCUGACUAACACCAUUAUGGACCCUCAUGCCAUGCCUUAUAGCCAUUCUCCUGCUGUGACUUCCUAUGCAACCAGUGUUUCUCUGUCUAACACAGGACUGGCUCAGCUAGCUCCAUCUCAUCCAUUAGCUGGGACCCCUCAAGCACAAGCCACCAUGACGCCGCCGCCGAACCUGGCAUCCAGCACCAUGAACCUCACGUCCCCUCUGCUGCAGUGCAACAUGUCUGCCGCCAACAUUGGCAUUCCUCACACGCAGAGGUUGCAAGGGCAGAUGCCGGUCAAGGGGCACAUUUCCAUCCGCUCCAAGUCGGCGCCGCUGCCCUCCGCGGCUGCUCACCAGCAGCAGCUGUACGGCCGCAGCCCCCCAGCGGUUGCCAUGCAGGCCGGCCCUCGCGCAUUGGCUGUUCAGCGUGGCAUGAACAUGGGGGUCAACUUGAUGCCGACCCCCGCCUAUAAUGUCAAUUCCAUGAAUAUGAACACCUUGAACGCCAUGAACAGCUAUCGAAUGACACAGCCCAUGAUGAACAGCAGUUACCAUAGUAACCCUGCCUACAUGAACCAGACAGCACAGUAUCCUAUGCAGAUGCAGAUGGGGAUGAUGGGGAGCCAGGCCUAUACCCAGCAGCCUAUGCAGCCAAACCCUCAUGGAAACAUGAUGUACACUGGCCCCACCCAUCACAGCUACAUGAAUGCUGCUGGCGUGCCCAAGCAGUCACUCAAUGGACCUUACAUGAGAAGAUGAGCAAGAUGAACUUGCAAUUAAAACUUAAAUAUAUAUAAAUAAAGGAACCUUUUAUACUGACAAACCAGAGAAAAAUGGACCUUUUUCCAGUUAAAAUAUUGCUGUAGAUUUAGAGGAAUUUUUCUUUGGUUUUAUUUUAUUUUUUAGAAAACCUGGUCUUCUCUUUUUUUGGGUUCAUUUUGUUCUGGGUUUUGGUUUUCUUCACAAUCUUGAACAUUUUACAAUAGAACUCAUCUAAAAAUGGAUUUGGGGAUAGGGGAAACAUGCACAAAAAUCUUUUCAUAAUUAAAAAGAGCCUUACUUUCUUUACACACCACAUGGACAGAAUUUGUGUAAAAGUGAAUUCUCUUUAUUUUAAGAUGUAUGUUUCCCCUCACUGUUUGCAGCUCCCAGUGUUGUCAUUUUUAAAUGUUAUAUAUACAUCUCUGGGGUUAACCAGACCCUUUCCUCCAAACCCAACCUUUCAUUUCCUACUUCAUUCCAGCAGGAGGCACUUACGGGAGACUCGGACGGGGACAUGGAGAACAACCCAGGCUCCUUAAACUUAUUAUUAUUGUUAAUAUUAUUAUUAUUAUUAUUAAUAAAGCGAGGCAGGAAAAUGCUUCUCCUUUUAAAAUCCCCUCCACUCCCUACACACACACACACACACACACACACACACACCCCCACACACACCCCCCUCUUGAAACCUUUCCCCAAGAAUGUUUCUUUAAGAUGGACUUCAUUGAAAUGUUUGUUUUUCUUUAAAUCAAGUGUAAUAUAAUUUUUUUCUUUUUUUUCUUUUUUUUUGUUUACUAUUCCCACUCAGCACUCAGAGACACAAAAAUACUGUAAGUCUCAAUUAACAGCAGAAUCUCAGAGGAAAGCUGUUUGCAAUCCUAGUCCAGCCUUGGAGGAAUAGAGAUGGUCAAUUAACAAUCAGAAAAGAGGAAUUUUACCUCUUGUUUUUUACCACCUGGUGAAUCAGCCAUAACGCACAUACUCCACACAGCCUCUUGUUUUUAGUAUGUACUUUGAGAUGCUAAGGGUCUUGAUUCUCGAGCCUUCGACUCUGACUAAACUCAAACAGCAGUCCCCAAUGAUUAGCCUCUUACAUUCUUACAUAAAGUGUUGAUGGAUGACUGUACAUUUCAGUGAUUUGAAAAAUACCUGACAAACAUUUGACACUGUUUAUUUUAUGUUGGAAGAGAUGACGUAAGGGAGAUCAUGGUCUGAGUUUUAUGGCUACUUAAAUGAUACAUACCUCUAGUUUUCAUUUGUCUUGAGAUCCUGAGUUCAUUCCCUGUGAAUCAGAGUGCACCAGCCCCUCUCCUGUGAGUGGUUAAAAGAGAAGAGGGAUAAACCAACCACCAGCAUAGUAGGGCAAAUCUGGACAGCAGGGUUUUAGCAGGUUCCUAUGUUGCUCCCAACUCCCAUUGUCUUUUCUCUCGUGCAGCCAGUUCGCCCAUUCUCUUCCUAUUACUUGCUCCAGGGAUAGGUAAAAAAAUAUAUAUAUAUCUAUAUAUAUAUAUCUAUAUAUAUGUUCCAUCAUUAGAAGAUGGAAACUAUUAUACCACUUGGUAUGUGCAGUCAAAUAUCCAAAAGGGGGAAGAACUGCUUAAAGAAAUACCUGUAAGCAUUAAAUUCUCUCCUUUAUUUGUACAUUUUAUAUAGAUAAAUUUUUGAAGUACUAAUUAGGCAUUAAAUUUUUUCAAAUGCACAGGUUUGUUGUUUUUUUUAUACACUUUAAUUGACUUUCUCAAUUAAAUGUGUUAGGUAGAAAACGGCAGAAUUCCACAUUUUAACCGCUAUCAAUUCUGAGCAUGUGCAAGGCUGUGUAGGACCCAGUUUCUCUGUAUAUACUCUUCCAGUUCCCAAUCAUCUAUGUAGAAAGUGCACUGUGCUGCCCUCUCCCUACAUCUUCAGCUAUGUCAUUGCUUCCUGGUUGGGGUGGGGAUGGGGUGGGUCGGGAGGGAGGUAUCUUGGGUGGAGGGUGGGUCAAGGCAGAAGGAGAAGCUGUUGAAAUGAGGGCCGUGAAUUCAGUUUCUGUUGGUUUGCGGUUGUGUUUGGUUUCAUUUGUUUCUUUAAAAAAAAAAAAAAUUCAAUCGGGCAGCUCCCUUUUCCACAAGCCUUUUUGUGACUGUAGAACUAUUGUAGAGAAAAUGUUCUUUUCUAUAUUAUAAAAGAAAUUAUCCAACACAGUAAUAUUGGUACCUGUCAUUUUUUCACUUCUGUUUAAAAAAAAAAUGUAUUUUUAGCAAGAUAACUUGGGUAAUCUUCUAAAAAAGAAAUUUAAAAACUCACUGUUAGUGACUUUGAUGCCUUUUAAAAUAAGAGCUUUUUCAUUUCAUUCCAUCUUUAAAAUUUUUUAUCUUUGUUGUAGAAUAUUAAAAACUAUUUUAAGAAAGAUAAAAAUUCUCUUUAAAGAGAUCUCUAGAGUGUGUGAAUAGAGCUCCAGAUGCCUCUAAAAGCCGCAUGUACAAAUGAAGCUAAGUCUAUUCCUGUCUGUUUAUAUUUGCUUUUCCUGUUUUGUAACCUCUUUGUACUUUGUUCAUGGUGACUUGUAAGCUACGGGGAAGGGGUGCCUAGAUGCCUUUGUAUUUCUCCAUGUCAUGCGCUCCUGGGCCAGUUGGUCUCCCUUCCUCUCCUUGUAUGUAAUAUCACUUUUUUUUCCCCUUUCUAGCAAGUACUUUCAAAAGAACUCUGUACAUUUUAACAUAAAAAAAAUAAAUUAUGUUGAGCCAUUUUGGA